Messenger RNA from Triplophysa dalaica, 2498 nucleotides. It is a transcript of the gene hoxb9a, whose product is annotated as homeobox B9a. Lineage: Eukaryota; Metazoa; Chordata; Actinopteri; Cypriniformes; Nemacheilidae. Gene Ontology annotation, molecular function: RNA polymerase II cis-regulatory region sequence-specific DNA binding; DNA-binding transcription factor activity, RNA polymerase II-specific. Gene Ontology annotation, biological process: anterior/posterior pattern specification; regulation of transcription by RNA polymerase II; proximal/distal pattern formation. The transcript has 2 exons. The coding region runs from base 119 to 868 and encodes 249 amino acids. Gene Ontology annotation, cellular component: nucleus. The record is from RefSeq and is a predicted model, not a curated record.
AGCAGCCCAGCUCUACUUUGUUAGCGAGAGAGUGAAGAGGAGUACCGUAAAUAGGGGAGUGAAUUUCUAUUGUACAUGUUUUCCCUUCAAUGAACAGUAAGUUAUAUAAUGUCCGAGAAUGUCCAUUUCUGGAACUUUAAGCAACUACUAUGUCGAUUCUAUCAUAAGUCAUGAAGGAGAAGAUCCGAAUGCGUCCCGCUUUUCCAAUGUACAGUACUCCAGCGCUAGACAACCGGGACCCGGAGACCAUCCCGAGUUCCCCUCUUGUAGUUUUCAGCCCAAACCUCCAGUGUUCAGUUCUUCGUGGAAUCCAUUCAGUUCCCACGCGUCCAAUGGCUUACCAGCAGUCUACCAUCCAUACAUAUCGACGCAGCCCGUGCCUUCCACGGAUACACGAUACCUCCGAACAUGGCUCGACUGUGCCCCGAGAGCAGAGCCGCUGCCUGGGCAAGGGCAGGUCAAAAUGGAGCCGCUCCUUGGACAUCUCGGAGAGCCACAGAAACUCGGUGGGCAACAUGAAUUUAUUUUGGAAUCCUCAACAGCACGGGAGAUGAAUUCUGCCCAAAGCGCUGGGUUUGAAGACAAUAAGGACAUAUGCGAAGGUACCGAGGACAAAGAGGGACCGGAUCAAAAUGAUCCCUCAGCCAAUUGGUUGCACGCUCGAUCAUCCCGGAAAAAGCGAUGUCCAUACACGAAAUAUCAGACCUUGGAGCUUGAGAAGGAAUUUCUGUUCAAUAUGUACCUCACCCGCGACCGGAGGCACGAGGUAGCUCGUCAGCUGAACUUGACAGAGCGACAAGUAAAAAUCUGGUUCCAGAACCGGAGGAUGAAAAUGAAGAAAAUGAACAAGGACCAGGCCAAAGAAUGAUAACGCAGACCUGUGCCUGGCUUCCAAACCUUUUACACGAGUCCUCUAAUUCUGGAAGCUUAUGCAAGCACACAUACUUUCCGUAUGAAUGAACAGUAUUAAGCAAAGAAUAUAAAGGAGAGGUGAAUGACGCAGAGGAAGGGGAAACGUCUUAACACUCUCCCUUGAAUGCUACUUUUAUUACGAUCAUGUCUUGGGUGAAAGAAACGGACACUUCAUCGGGAAACACACAGGUGUAAAAACAUAUCUGGUUUACGAACUGUUUAAAAAAAUCUGCUUUAUAAGGUGGUUUCUUAGACUUUUGCAUUUCCAUCAUUCCUUUUGUGAUAGACGUGUGCUAAUGCAACAUGUAUUUAACAUUCAAUUUAAAGUUACGCCUCGUCCAUUGUAAAAGUCAAAUUAAGAUUUAGUAUUAUUAUUAUACUACAAAAGUAAAUAAAACAACCCUUUUCGUUUCCUAGAGUCUGUUUUUCCUCAAACUAAGUUUGCUUAUUUUUAGGUUACAAAAAUUGAAUGUAUUAAAUAUACUAUUUGUAUGCACUUGUGUUAAAAAAUAGGGUUGUUGUAAAUUUAUUGUAAAAUUAUUUUACAUCUCUCAGAUAAAGCAUCUUUUCAAAUGUAAUGAUAAUAAGAAGAAGAAUAGGCUCAUCGAAAUCUGCUUUCUUAAUUUUAACUUUAGCCUGGAGUUUUGUAUCAUUUGCUGAAAAAUCAUGCCGAUUAAUUAAACGCGAACCUUGAUUAAUUUCCUUAUCUUUUCCGCUUUCAUGACAAAUAUCUAAAAUCAUCCUUGAAUAAUUAAAAAAAAGAGGUUUUUAAUUUUUCAAGGAAUUACACACAAUGGAAAGAAACACAAUGUAUUCGAGUACAUCUUCCGAGUUGUAAUUGUAGUGUGCCAGUAUCCAUACAAUUUACAUGUGCUCGAAUGCAUAACAACCUUUAAUACAAAUUCGGUCGCGGUUAUGUUUUCUCUUGUUUACAUACAUUUGCGCAUGCCUUUAUUAGUGUAGUUUUUAUGUGCUAGUAAAAGCUAGAAUUAAUUCAAGCUGUUUUAUGUGUAUCUUAGGAUUGUAUUUGUAAUUUAUUGUAAAUACAUUAAUAGCUUGUUUUUUUAUGAAAUGUGAUUUGUUGUUGUAAAAAUAAUUUCAGAAAGUCUUUAUACUUGAAUGGGCAGAUAGAUGUAAUCUUCCAAUUUAAUUUUGUUUACACCUUUCAUGUGUAUUUGUUUCCUUUAUGUCCGUUGUUUGUAUUGUCAGUGUGUUUUCUGUAUUUGCUCUUUUCUCCAUGUUACGUUUUUUAAAUUUAUUUUCUUGGUGAAAAAACAAUGUUGUGGUAUAAUUUUACUCUACAAUCAAGCGCAUCUUCAAAUAACAGUUUUAAUAUUUAGUGGCCACUAACCCAAUUCUAUCCCACCUUUUUUGACACAUGCCCCCAUUCUUGUGAAUCAACACAAGACAAUUUUAUUUAAGACAAAAAAAAUGCUAGAUUUUAAAGCAGAGACGCAAUUUCAGUACAACAUUUACUUCGUCCAUGUGUUCUCCGUUUCAUUUGGUGUUUCUGUUUUGUUGUGUUGUUAAUCUGUGCUCUUGCACGGCUGAUGCUGGACUCAUAUUAAAAGUUUACAUAGACCACA